CUAAAUUGUUUAUGCAUCGAUGUAUUGACUGCUAAUAGAGACGUUGUGCAAAGUUUUUCCACCCACACACAUUUAAAGUUUAAAAAGGCAAAAACAAAAUCGCUACCAUGAACAGGCAAAAGCAGAGUACCAGCUCCAACAACAGUGGCACAUCAUCGGAAGCCAGCGAGACGCAAAGUGUGGAUGACCAGCAAGGUACUCCGCAUUUGAAUAUUCGUGGGAAUAGCUCAUCAUUGAGUAGAGCUAAAAACAGUUGGAGACGCAUGAAGGAUCUGGCUGCCGAGAAGGAAAAGGAAAAUGAGGCUAAGCGACCUCCUUGGCGGGCAGUUAGCGUUUCCACGCUUACCAAACCCGACAAAAGCGCCUUGCUUCGGGCCAAGUUACUUGAUGCUUCAAGACGACUUAGAGCUGGCAAGGCCAAUGUGGCCUUGCAGACGGACUUUGUGCCCACGAAACUCAUGAAAGAGGCGAGCUUUGGGGUGCAAAAGGAUUUAAUACUGAGCAAGGACAUAGGCAUUCUAACCGAUGGACAGUACUCAAAAAAGAAAGAUGGCUAUGAGAAGUAUGUACUCACCUAUUCCAUGUCCCAAAUGACCGACAGUGUGGCUACAGUUUCGCGGCAAACUCAAACUCUACUACCCAAGGCUUAUAACAAGGAUCUGGUCAACUCGUACCUUCCCAAAUCCGACGAGGAUGGCAGUGAAAUUAUCUCCGAUGUGGAAAAGAGACUUGGCGAUCAGAUUGCCAAGAUACGUAGACUAAACUUCGAGGAAUCGAAUCAGUUGAGGGGAACUGCGAAUAAUAUGAACUUGGCUCCAACUCUGGCAUCCUGGCAUUUCGAUGAUGACGCGGUGGAAAUGGAAUCGCAGCGUCACUUUAUACCAUAUACAAUCGAAUCGUUUAAGCCCUGGCGUAGUUUUGUUCCCUUUCCCUUCAGGUUGAGGGGUAAUUCCCUGAUUGGCAACCAAAAAAUAGAUUGGUAUGCCCUAUUGCAGUCCAUCGAUGACCUGAUCAAGGAGUCCAAUAAUCUGGUGGAUAAACUAGAGCAGAUUAUGAUGGAGAACAGAGCGCAUCGCAAGUCGGUUCUUGGAAACCUAGGUAAACUUCCAAAGUUCGAACCUACCAAAUUUAUAGCUCCUUCAGAGCAAUGGUUGCCCCUAAUUGAGCAGCAGGAAAAGCAACUACAAAUUAUUUUGAGCGGCAACGCGGCUAAAGGAGAGUCCUCUGAGUAG
Messenger RNA from Drosophila eugracilis, 1232 nucleotides. RefSeq lists its product as uncharacterized. NCBI's taxonomy places the organism in Eukaryota, Metazoa, Arthropoda, Insecta, Diptera, Drosophilidae. The transcript is spliced from 4 exons. The record is from RefSeq and is a predicted model, not a curated record. Bases 108 to 1232 code for a protein of 374 amino acids.